CCAAAAUCCAAACACAACACUGCAACCGGGGUUAGAUUAAUGUCGAGUGACGAAGGAUUUCAUUAAUUUGUGUAGAACCAGACGACUUUAAUCAAUCAUCAUGGCUCUACCUUUCCUCCCCGGCAAUAGUUUCAAACCUUCGCUUGGUAAAACAAAGCAUCACAAAUCCCACCAUUUUGAUUAUUCUAACGAUGUUUCUAUGUUGGUUGGUGCCUCGAAACCAGGAAUUGGUGGGGAACCGUUACGUGGACAAGUUAUUCAACCUAAAAAUAGUAUCUACCCUCGUGGUGAGGGCAGUAAAUUACCGUCCUGGGUAGCAUUUGAUCGUCAAGUUUUAUGUUUUGAUGCGUUUUUCCACGAAGAUGUCAUUGAGAAACGAGAGGAACAGUUCAGAGUUCGAGAAUGUAAAAUCUAUUUUUAUCUGGAAGAUGAUUCUAUUCAAGUUAUUGAACCCAGAUCUAAAAAUGCUGGAAUUCCUCAAGGAACAUUAAUCAGGAGACACAGAGUUCCACUGCCAGCACCGAACAAUGAUCAAUAUUACACCAUAGAAGAUUUUAACGUUGGCAAAUCUCUCAACUUGUAUUCUAAAAUAUUUAAAAUCACUGGGUCUGAUAAAUUCACCUAUAAUUUCCUACGUAAAAUGGGAGUAAAGAUUGAUCCCCCGUCAGAGAUACCUUCUGACCCCUACAGUGAAUAUAGAAAGGCUAUGGAUGGAAGUAUGCAGCCAUUACGUCCCUACGAGAAACACGAUACAUUUAAACAAUUCUUAGAUCACGAUCGUCAUGUCUUGAGAUUCUACUGCUAUUGGGACGAUACAGAUAACAUGUUCGGAGAUCCCAGAGAAAUGGUGCUACAUUAUUUCCUUGCUGACGAUACUAUCGAGAUCCGUGAGGUCAUUCCACCAAAUUCAGGCAGAGAUAACGUAGCUGUGUUCCUUCAUCGUGGUAAAUUACCAAAAGAUAUUGAAUCCCUCCAACAACCUGGCGUUAAAACUGAUCGAACUGUUUUAAAUGUCUUCGGUCCGAUGGGACAUGGUGGGCGUUAUAUCUUGGAUAGCUUAAAGACUGGCGCUAUCCAGACUGAUUUUUACCGAGACAGUGAUCUUACUAUUGGUACUGUCAUCAACGUCUGGGGACGGAAACUUGUCAUCUGUGAUUGCGAUGGUUUCACUAAGGAAUACUAUAAAACUAAAUACGGAAUCGAGGGAUUUUCACCUGUAGCUUAUAAACAGUCUUCAGGAUUUAAGAUCGAACGCGAGUACCCACCUUACAAUGGGUUCGGAAGUGAAGAGGACUCCCUUCGUUCCUGUAUGGGUCUUCAACCUAAACCACCCAAACGUGACUUCAUCAAGUUCAUGGAAAAAGAUCGUCAAGGUUUAGAAAGUAACGUGCUCCGUUUCCUUGCCAAGCUGGACACCAGGAAACCCAUCGAUAUGGAGCGCCAGUUUAUUAUUUCCUACUUCUUGUGUGACGACACUAUCUUAGUGUUUGAACCUCCAGUUAGAAAUUCAGGAAUAAUUGGUGGUAAAUUCUUGGAGAGAGGUAGAAUAAAGAAACCAGGACAACCUCUAUACAGCACCAAGAUGUCAGAAUAUUUCUCAGCACAAGAUCUGUUUGUCGGAGCCAAUGUUGAUUUCUCCGGGCAUAAAUUUAUCAUUGUAAAUGCUGAUGAAUACGCUUUCAGAUAUAUGGAAGAACAUUCUUCUGAGUUCCCGUUAGCCAACAUCAACCAAGCCAUCCAAAAAAUAAAAUCUAAAAUCGGAAGCAGCAUGGAAGAUGUCAGAUCAUUCUUCGCUCGAAACGACCCACACGGAGCCGGCGCCAUCAACUACGAACAAUUCCACUCGUUAUUGAAACAAAUCGAUAGCAACUUAUCGGAACAGGAAAUCAUGACUAUAGCUCGUUACUAUAGCAACAGACAGGGAGACAACUCCAUUGAUCCUGCUAAAAUGAUGGCCAUCAUACAAGAACAGCUACGAAAAAAUAAUUUUGAAGAUUUUGCCAAACUACAAGAUGGUCUACAGUAUGAAGACAAAGAAAAGUCUGGUUUAUUAAAUGCUGAAGUGAUCAGAACAGUCUUUUCCUCUCACCACGUUCCUCUACCAGAUGAUUUAGUACGAGCUGUUUUACUAGUUGCCCCUGGUGAUGGUAGUGGUAACGUUUCAUACGCUGAAUUUAUCUCCCUUAUCAACUGGAAAGAUAACCCUGCCCCACCCGUUCAAUACACAGCCACCCAGGAUGAAAAUUGGGCAGGUACCCAAACCAAAAAUCAAAUUCAUUCCAUCAGCUAUGAAGCUUUGUUAAAGGACAUAUUUGGAAAUAUUGAGUAACUUGUUGAGAAUCUAGAAUUUGUGAUUUGGAAGGAAAUUUUAAAUGCACAUGCAUUCUGAGUGUUGACUUACUUCUUAAAUUUGAGCUUUUAUUUUUAAAUCAAAUAUAUUGUCACAGAUUAAGUGCAUCUUAAUUUCACUCCAAAUCAGAAUUUUGGAAGAAAAUUUUGUUAAUUUUGAAACUGCUGGGAAUACAAAAUUCAUGAUUUGGAAAAAAAUUACAAAAUGCAUUCUAAAUGUUGACCUAAUUUCGAAAUAUAUAUUUUUAUUUGACCUCUAUAAUGUUAGGUCACAGAUUGUUAGCAUUCGAGUUUCGCUCCAAAUCAGAAUUUUGGGGAACAUAUUGUUAAUUUUUAAUGCAUGUUGAAAAUGCAUGUGCAUCAGUGAAAAUCUGGGUCACUGAGUCAUUGUUUUUAACCAUUGUGUGUGUAUAUAUAUAUCGUCUGUGAUAUUGUUUUAUUUUGUAAAUAAUCUGAUAAUUUAUAUUCUAACCUCAUCAAUAAGCUGAUGAUUUUAAUUAUAAAGAAAAGUAAGGGGGGUGGGAGUUUGUAGGAACUGAAAAUAGAAAAUGUGCAAAUUAUUUAGCCAAGUCUCUUAACAUUAGGGGCAUCACAAUUUGAAAAAUUAUUGAGGAAGGAUCUCUUGAUUCCAUUUGGAAGUGUGUUUAACUUGGUGAAGCCCCAAUUCGAUUAACAAUAAUGUUUUUUACAAAUUUCUGAACUGUUCAACAAAGGCAACACCUGAAAAUAAUCCUGAACUGAAAUUAACUGUACAGCAUUUUAACAUUGGCUUCCAUGAUUUAAUUAGCAUUAGACAUUGUCAUUUGAUUUUCUAACCAUGAUGAAUAAACUCUAUAUAAAGU
Messenger RNA from Lottia gigantea (owl limpet), 3191 nucleotides. RefSeq lists its product as hypothetical. The coding region runs from base 101 to 2329 and encodes 742 amino acids. The record is from RefSeq and is a predicted model, not a curated record. Gene Ontology annotation, molecular function: calcium ion binding. Gene Ontology annotation, cellular component: microtubule. Gene Ontology annotation, biological process: regulation of neuron projection development. The transcript is spliced from 10 exons. Lineage: Eukaryota; Metazoa; Mollusca; Gastropoda; Lottiidae.